This is a messenger RNA of Aedes albopictus (Asian tiger mosquito), 1240 nucleotides long. RefSeq lists its product as uncharacterized. Bases 25 to 1176 code for a protein of 383 amino acids. Lineage: Eukaryota; Metazoa; Arthropoda; Insecta; Diptera; Culicidae. The record is from RefSeq and is a predicted model, not a curated record. The transcript has 2 exons.
CAAUCUGCACCGGAAAAUAAACGUAUGCGCAUCGGCCGGGCAGGCGAAACCCUCAAGGCACAAGUGGAUGCCAGUAAACAUCGAGCGCCUGGAUCGAAAGGCGAAGGCUGUGCCGUUCCAUCAACAUCUGGUGUGAAACCAAAACAUGCGAAGCAGCUUCAGGCGGAACAUUCCGGAUCUGAAAAUAAACGUCCGUGUGGUGGUCGGAAAGAUCAAGGCCUAAAGUUACCGGAGAAACUAAAUAAAAAUCAAGCCGCUGGAUCGAGAAAUGAAGGCAGUGCUGUGCCGUCAACAUCAGGUGCCCCACCGAAACAUCCGGAACGAAUUACAGCCAGCUCCGUCUUGACUGUCACUUCACGCAACGUCGAUACCUUACCCAGGGAUACUACUGGAAUUAAUUCGAAAAAAAUUGUCGCUCCAUCUAAGGUUCCCGAAUGCGUAUCACCGCAUGCAGUGAUCCCUCCGGUGGUCGAAUGUGGAUUGAUCGACCAAUAUUCAGCUGGACCAUCGACUUUUCCAUCUGCAUGUGGCACCAAUCCCUACGUUUUGGAACCGUCUGUUGCGGAUUCUUCGUUGGACGAGGAUAAUUUGGCAUCCAGUGAUGAAUGUGAUUUCGAGGGAUUCGAAGAGGUUUCGCCGGCGACCAACAUCGAAAAGCAAAUCAGACAGCUACAGGAAAUCAUCCAGGAAAAAGAUUCAAAAAUCGAAUUGCUUCAAACCGAGAACGUCAGGCUACGAUCGUUGAAUAUGCUUCUUCAGGAGACCAUAGUACGUAGGGAUGAAGACAAGUCUUUCACGGAAUGCGACGGGUAUCCAACUGCCGAGUGGUUGUUGUCUGUAUCGCAGAACUCAGAAGACAGCGACUACCUGUUUGUGAAAGAGAUGCUCCUUCGCUUGUUCCCAGAAGGAGUCGGAAACGCUACAGCUACAGGUAGGACCUCUAACAAUCCGAAGGGAAGGAAUAAGGAAGCAGUGAACCAAGACCCUGGCAGCCAACUAACCACCAAACUUGAUCCGAACAAGCUGAAGUACAUGAAAGAUCGUCUUUUUGAAAGGCGCCGCAUUCUUCAGGAUCCAGUAGGAAUCGCGAUGGAAAAGGCCAGGAAGAUCAACAAGCACAUUGCACAUGCAAUUGCUAACAACCCGCAACUGCGCAAACAGCCGACACAACAAUAAUCGUUGUUGCGAAUCAUUUAUCUAUAUUAUUUUAACUUGUUUCAUUCAAAAGUUAUUUUAAACA